GGCUGCGGCCCCGGCAGCAGCAGUUGGGCUGAGCUGGGCCGGCACGGCUGGCGGCGGAACCGGGAAGGCUAAUCCGCCGCAGAUUCCCGCGCUCACGGCUUGUGGCUUGCAUUUCAGCCGCCUUCUUUCCGUCCCCGAGAGCUGCGCAGAAAGAUGGAUCGGCACCGGCCUCGGCUGCACCACCCGAAGCAGGGCUCGGCCGCCGGGGCCCCCUACCCCUCCUCAGCCUCGCUCCGUAGCUGCCGGGAAAGCAAGAUGCCGGGCCGGAAGGGCCCUCAGCACCCUCCGCCCAGCGGCGCGGAGGAACCUGGAGAGAAACGCCCCAAGUUUCAUUUAAAUAUUAGGACACUGACGGAUGAUAUGCUGGACAAAUUUGCCAGCAUACGAAUUCCAGGAAGCAAAAAGGAGAGACCUCCACUUUCCAACCUGAAGACUGCAUUUGCAAGCAAUGAUUGUUCUUCAGAGAUGAUGGAAAACAUUCCAAAGCCACUGUCAGAGAGUGAAGUCUUAAAACUCUUCGAAAAGAUGAUGGAAGAUAUGAAUUUAAAUGAAGAUAAGAAAGCACCAUUGCGGGAAAAGGACUUCAGCAUCAAAAAAGAAAUGGUGAUGCAAUACAUUAAUACUGCUUCCAAGACAGGAAGUCUUAAGAGUAGGCGACAGAUCUCACCUCAGGAAUUCAUCCAUGAACUGAAAAUGGGGUCUGCAGAUGACAUUGUCACAUGCCUGGAGUCCCUCCGCGUAUCUUUGACUAGUAAUCCUGUCAGUUGGGUGGAAAGUUUUGGACAUGAGGGGCUUGGAUUAUUACUGGACAUUUUGGAAAAACUGAUUAGUGGCAAAAUACAAGAAAAAAUUGUAAAGAAGAAGCAGCAUAAAGUCAUACAGUGUCUAAAAGCUUUGAUGAAUACACAGUAUGGCUUGGAAAGAAUUAUGAGUGAAGAGAGGAGUCUUUCUCUAUUAGCCAAAGCCAUCGAUCCCAAGCACCCAAGUAUGAUGACAGAUGUGGUAAAACUCCUCUCUGCAGUAUGCAUUGUAGGGGAGGAAAGCAUCCUUGAAGAGGUUUUAGAAGCUUUAACAUCAGCUGGAGAAGAAAGAAAUGUUGACAGAUUUUCAUCUAUUGUGGAAGGUCUCAGGCAUGAUUCAGCUCAGCUGCAGGUAGCAUGUAUGCAACUCAUCAAUGCCCUUGUUACAUCUCCUGAUGAUUUGGACUUCAGGCUUCACAUCAGAAAUGAAUUUAUGCGUUGUGGAUUGAAAGAGAUAUUGCCAAAUUUAAAAUGUCUGAAGAAUGAUGGCUUGGAUAUCCAACUGAAAGUCUUUGAUGAGCAUAAAGAAGAAGAUUUGCUUGAGCUCUCCCAUCGCCUUGAAGAGAUUAGAGCUGAGCUUGAUGAAGCAUAUGAUAUUUACAACAUGGUGUGGAACACAGUUAAGGAAACUAGAGCGGAAGGAUAUUUUAUUUCCAUUCUUCAGCAUCUUUUGCUGAUUCGAAAUGAUUAUUUUAUAAGGCAACAAUACUUCAAAUUAAUUGAUGAAUGUGUAUCUCAGAUUGUAUUGCAUAGAGAUGGGAUGGAUCCAGACUUCUCAUAUCGAAAGAGACUAGAUUUAGAUUUAAGUCAGUUUGUCGAUGCUUGCGUAGAUCAAGCGAAGCUAGAAGAGUUUGAAGAGAAAGCAUCAGAACUUUACAAGAAAUUUGAAAAAGAGUUUACCGACCACCAAGAAACUCAGGCUCAAUUGCAGAAAAAAGAAGCAAAGAUUAAUGAACUUCAAGCAGAGUUACAAGCUUUUAAGUCACAGUUUGGUGCCUUGCCAACCGAUACAAGUAACUCUUCGCCAUUGGCAGAAGAAAAUGGAUCUGGCCUUCCAGCACUUGCUUCUUCCCUGCCGCUGCCCUCCUGUGGAGGAGUGCCUCCUCCCCCUCCUCCCCCCCCCCCUCCUCCCCUUCCAGGAAUGCCCUUGCCCUUUGGUGGUCCUGUGCCUCCACCGCCUCCCCUGGGAUUUCUCAGUGGGCGAAACUCUCCUCCUCCACCAACCCUACCUUUUGGGUUAAAACCAAAGAAAGAAUUUAAGCCCGAAACCAGCAUGAGAAGAUUGAAUUGGUUAAAGAUCAGACCUCAUGAAAUGACUGAAAACUGUUUCUGGAUUAAAGCAAAUGAAAAUAAGUAUGAAAAUGUGGAUUUGCUUUGUAAACUUGAGAAUACGUUUUGUUGCCAACAAAAAGAGAGAAGAGAAGAGGAAGAUUUGGAAGAGAAGAAAGCUAUUAAGAAAAAAAUUAAAGAGCUUAAAUUUUUAGAUUCUAAAAUUGCCCAGAACCUUUCAAUCUUCUUGAGCUCUUUUCGGGUGCCAUAUGAGGAAAUCAAAAUGAUGAUAUUGGAAGUGGAUGAAACACAGUUGGCAGAGUCUAUGAUUCAGAACCUAAUAAAGCAUCUUCCAGAUCAAGAACAGUUAAGUUCACUGUCUCAGUUCAAGAGUGACUAUAACAACUUAUGUGAACCCGAGCAGUUUGCUGUUGUGAUGAGCAAUGUGAAGAGACUCCGGCCACGGCUCAGUGCUAUUCUCUUUAAGCUUCAGUUUGAAGAGCAGGUGAACAGCAUCAAACCUGACAUCAUGGCUGUCAGUACUGCCUGUGAGCAGAUAAAGAAAAGCAAAAGCUUUAGCAAGUUGCUGGAACUUGUGUUGCUAAUGGGAAACUACAUGAACGCUGGCUCCCGGAAUGCUCAAACCUUCGGAUUUAACCUUAGCUCUCUCUGUAAACUAAAGGACACGAAGUCCGCAGAUCAGAAAACAACCCUACUUCAUUUUCUGGUGGAAAUGUGUGAACAGAAGUACCCUGAUAUCCUGACUUUUGUGGAUGAUUUGGAACAUUUAGACAAAGCUAGUAAAGUCUCUGUAGAAACGCUGGAAAAGAAUUUGAAGCAGAUGGGAAGGCAGCUUCAACAGCUUGAGAAAGAUUUGGAAACCUUUCCCCCUCCUGAGGACUUGCAUGAUAAGUUUCUGACAAAGAUAUACAGCUUUGUUAUCAGUGCAAAAGAACAAUACGGGAAACUUUUAAAGUUACACGAAAACAUGGAAACGUUAUACCAGAGUGUGAUGGGAUACUACGUCAUUGAUGUGAAGAAGGUGUCUGUGGAAGACUUUUUUAAUGACUUGAAUAACUUCAGAACCACAUUCAUGCAAGCAAGAAAGGAGAACGUCAAAAAAAGAGAAGCAGAGGAAAGGGAAAAACGUGCCCAAAUAGCCAAAGAAUUAGCAGAGAAAGAAAGACUUGAACGCCAACAAAAGAAAAAGCGCUUGUUAGAAAUGAAGACUGAGGGUGAUGAGACAGGAGUGAUGGAUAGUCUGCUGGAGGCUUUGCAGUCGGGGGCUGCCUUCCGCGACCGAAGAAAAAGGACACCAAAGCCAAAAGAUAUUCGGCGAAGUUUCAGUCCCAUGUCUCAGCGGCCUGUUCUGAAAGUUUGUAACCAUGAAAAUCAGAAAGUGCAGUUGACAGAAGGGUCACGUUCACACUACAAUAUCAAUUGCAACUCAACGAGGACUCCAGUCGCCAAGGAGCUUAAUUAUAAUCUAGACACUCAUACGUCUACAGAGAGGAUCAAGGCAGUUGAGAAGAAGGAAGCCUGUAAUGUAGAAAGCAACAGAAAAAAGGAAGUGGAACUUCUUGGCUCUGUUUCUAAAAACGAAUCUGUUCCCGAAGUUGAAGCCCUGCUGGCAAGAUUACGAGCUUUAUAGAUUAAACUGGUAAAUGUGAAGCCAAAACACAGCUCAGCACCCUUGACAAGGAUGUUCAUCCAGGCUAGUGACAAACCCCAACUGGGUUCCCACCCCCUCUCAGGUCAGCGUAAAGAAUUUGGCAAAAACACACAGACAAGUAAGCACUCAAAUACAACGAGUUGUCCAAAAGCAAAGACCUGCUGCUAACAAGUUUUCCCAUAUAUUUGAUAUUUGAAGUGAUUUAUAAAUAAGGGAGGCAAUCCAAUCAUACAGCAGCCCCCCUCCCCCCACCACUGCCUUAUCCUCAGGGGAUCCAUUCAAAGACAUCCUCCCCAGGGGAUGCCUGAAAUUGCAAGUAGUACCAAACCCUAAAUAGACUAUGCUUUUUCCUAUACGAAGUUUAAUGUCUAAUUAGGCACAGUAAGAGAUGAACAGCAAUACUAAUACUAAAAUAGAAUAAUUGUAACCAUACACUAUAAUAAAAGGCUAUAUGAAUGAA
Panthera uncia (snow leopard) is the source of this 4201-nucleotide messenger RNA. RefSeq names its product diaphanous related formin 3 (gene DIAPH3). Gene Ontology annotation, cellular component: cytoplasm; actin filament. Gene Ontology annotation, biological process: actin filament polymerization; actin cytoskeleton organization. The record is from RefSeq and is a predicted model, not a curated record. Bases 154 to 3720 code for a protein of 1188 amino acids. Gene Ontology annotation, molecular function: small GTPase binding; actin binding; microtubule binding. The transcript is spliced from 29 exons. Lineage: Eukaryota; Metazoa; Chordata; Mammalia; Carnivora; Felidae.